Molecule: messenger RNA, 2616 nt
Organism: Gigantopelta aegis
Lineage: Eukaryota; Metazoa; Mollusca; Gastropoda; Neomphalida; Peltospiridae
Product: eukaryotic translation initiation factor 3 subunit B-like
Exons: 18
Coding region: 10-2109 (699 amino acids)
Biological process (GO): translational initiation
Cellular component (GO): eukaryotic translation initiation factor 3 complex
Molecular function (GO): translation initiation factor activity; RNA binding; translation initiation factor binding
Source: RefSeq, a predicted model, not a curated record
GUGUUCAAGAUGGCGGCUGGACGGGAGAUAAUGGAGGGAAAAAGAACAGAUUCCAACGAUGAAAAUGAUAUUGACAGCGAUGAGGAAGAAGAACCGGAUUUUAAUGAUCCCGAAGACUUUGUUGAUGAUAUAACCGAUGAAGAACUGUUAGCUGAUCUGUGGAGGUCGAAGCCGAAGUCCACUGAUGGGAUUGACUCCGUGGUUGUCGUUGACAACGUGCCCAGUGUGGGACCGGACAGGCUCGAGAAGCUACAAAAUGUCUUGCACAAACUGUUCUCAAAAUUUGGCAAAAUUGUCAAUGAACAUUACCCAAUGGAAGAUGGCAAAACUAAAGGAUAUAUUUUCUUGGAAUACUCUUCUCCACUUCAUGCCCAGGAAGCUGUCAAGAUGACCAACGGCUACAAGCUAGACAAGCAGCACACAUUUUGUGUCAAUCUUUUUUCCGAUUUUGAAAAGUAUGAAAAUAUUCCAGCCAAAUGGGAGACACCACAACCAAAACCAUAUGUGGACCCUGGAAAUCUACGAUACUUUUUGCUAGACAAAGAAUGUAGAGAUCAGUUUAGUGUAAUCUACGAUGCCGGUGAAAAAACAGCUAUUUUCCUUAAUUCUGUGGAACCAAUUCUGCUGGAAGAGAGAGCGAGAUGGACUGAAACAUAUGUACGUUGGUCACCACAAGGAACAUACCUGGCCACGUUUCAUCAGAAGGGAAUUGCAUUAUGGGGCGGUGAAAAGUUUUCCCAGAUUAUGAAGUUCAGCCACCCCGGUGUUCAGCUUUUGGACUUCUCUCCUUGUGAAAAAUAUAUGGUGUCAUUCAGUCCCUUGCAAGAUAACCUAGAGGAUCCACAGGCCAUCAUUAUUUGGGAUAUUCGAACUGGAGAGAAGAAGCGUGGUUUUCACUGUGAGACACAGGGCACAUGGCCUAUAUUUAAGUGGAACUUUGAUGGGAGUUACUUUGCUCGUAUUGGACAAGAUGCUAUUAGUGUGUAUGAAACGCCUUCCUUUGGUUUGCUAGACAAGAAAAGCAUCAAAGUAAUAGAUGUACGAGAUUUCAGUUGGUCUCCGACUGACAAUGUCAUGGCCAACUGGGUCCCCGAGAUGGAGAAUGUGCCUGCUAGAGUGAGUCUGAUUGAGAUCCCCAGUCGAAAGGAACUGUGUGCCAAAAACCUCUUCAAUGUUGCCAGCUGUAAGAUGCAGUGGCAGAAAAAUGGGGACUAUCUCUGUGUGAAGGUAGACCGCUACUCCAAAGCAAAGAGGAUGGAAGAUAAGGAUCAAAUGAAGUAUAGUGGUACAUAUUUCAACUUCGAGAUAUUCCGUCUCCGAGAAAAACAAAUACCAGUUGACAAAAUAGAAGUCAAAGAAAUUGUGUAUGCAUUUGCAUGGGAGCCUACUGGUCACAAAUUUGCUUUUAUCCACGGAGAAUCACCAAGAAUAUCUGUAUCAUUUUACGCAAUCCGACCCGGAGGAAAGGUGGAUCUACUCAAGGUGCUAGAAAAGAGGACAGCUAACCACUUGUUCUGGAGUCCCAAUGGACAGUUUAUUGUUCUUGCUGGUUUGAGAAGUAUGAACGGUAUAUUGGAGUUUGUUGACACGCAAGACAUGACAGUCAUGACACAAACGGAGCACUUCAUGGCUACAGAUGUUGAAUGGGAUCCGACUGGAAGAUAUGUGGCGUCGGCCGUCAGUUGGUGGGGACACAAGGUUGAUAAUGCAUAUUGGAUCUGGAACUUCCAGGGUAACCUGCUGUAUAAAAAGCCAAUGGAACGUUUCUGUCAGUUGCUAUGGCGACCAAGACCAGCAUCACUCUUGAAGGAUAAACAGAUUAAGGAGAUCAGGAAGAAUUUCAAGAAGUUUGCUCAGCAGUUUGAGAUAGAAGAUAUUUCUAAAAAGCAGUCUGCAUCCAAGGAAUUGCUGGAGAAACGUCGUCAGCUGAUGGACGAAUACAAACAGUUCUGCAGAGACAGGACUGAGGAGUUUGAACAGCUUAGAGACAGGAGGAUUGAACUUCGAGAUGGUGUUGAAACCGACGAGUUGGAUAGUCACGAGGACAACAUGGAAGAGGAGGUGAUUGAGUUUUUGGUAGAAGUUCAAGAAAUAAUAGUGGAAGAGUAGAGCCUGUCAUCUCCAUCGCGUUUCUCAUCUCGCCCAAGCCAGCCGCCUUGAAAUCUCGAUUGGGUGUCACUUGCCAGAUAAUACAUUCAGUUUGCUCACCACAUUGCUGCGAUUCUAGUAUACCAGACUUAAAAAACCAUCUCAACAUCCAGUUCAUCUUUAGUCAAGUGUGUAUUUGGCCGAUUAAGAGCCUGAAGGUGGUGAACAAUAACCUUCUUUAGAUAAUAGACUUGGAAAAAACAUUCUUAUUGAUUUUUAGAAUUUAAGCAUGGAAUACAUAUGUACGAGUAUUAAUUGUAUAUUUGUAAUUGGUGUCAGUUUUUUAACUUUUAAUUUUCCAUUUAUUCCACUUUUUGUUCUCUUCGGGCCUUUUUCAGGCUAUUUUCCUGUUCCUUAUAGGAUAUGUAUUAAAACUAUGUCUAGGAAUUGUCAAACCCAGUGUUUAGGUCUCCUAAAUAUCAAAAAAUGUCUUAAUAAUAAACAACUAUCUUUCUAUAUAAUAAACAA